Symbiodinium sp. CCMP2456 is the source of this 876-nucleotide messenger RNA. NCBI's taxonomy places the organism in Eukaryota, Dinophyceae, Suessiales, Symbiodiniaceae. The record is from the annotation of a GenBank genome assembly.
AUGGAGACGGAGAUCACCAUCCUUCAGAUGCUGGACCAUCCGAACUUGAUCAAAUACCACACGCACUUCGGGCACCAUGGGGACCUCUUCCUCGUCAUGGAGCUGGCUUCAGGCGGGACCCUGGCCAACAAAAUCGACCAGGUCAAAGAGCAAGAGAAACGAAUUGAAGAGCACUUCCUCUGGAGAUGGCUGUGUGAUGUCGCAAGUGCUCUUGCGUAUUUACAUAAGCGCCGUGUUCUCCACCGAGACAUAAAGCCUUCGCACAUCUUCAUCUUCCAGAAUGGCUUGCAGGCCAAGCUGGGCGACUUCGGCCUCUCCAAGGCUUUCUCGGACACAACGCAGUGUGCCAUGUCCUGCGUGGGCACCCCGCUGUACAUGGCACCAGAAAUCGUCCGUGGAGAGCCUUACUCUUACGGCUCAGACAUUUGGAGCCUGGGAUGUUCCCUCUACGAGAUGGCAGCCCUCGUGCAGCCCUUCACGCGCAGUGACAUGGACUUCGUGGCUCUGGGUCAUGCAAUCACCAAUGCGGAGUACCCAGACCUGCCACCGGAAGUUUGGUCCACCGACUUUAUCAACAUGGUCUCAAAGAUCUUGACGGUGGAUCCGCUGCACCGCCCUUCUGCACAGACUGUUCUGGACCUGGCCGCAUGCAAGCUGGUUUCACGCAUUCAGGACUUUCAGAUCAUUGGCAGCAUCGGUCGAGGGCAGUUCUCAGAAGUCCACCGAGCUCUAUGGAAAUCCAGCGGGGAACGUGAAGUGGCCUUGAAGCGAAUCCAGAUCUACGAGAUGGACGAUGAUGCCCGGAGCGAAGUGUAUGCCGAAGCUAACCCUCAGUUCGGGCCGGCGUCCAUGGAUCCCCUGUGGAUCUUGGAUUAG